Capsicum annuum is the source of this 2262-nucleotide messenger RNA. RefSeq lists its product as uncharacterized. The transcript is spliced from 14 exons. The coding region runs from base 1 to 2262 and encodes 753 amino acids. Lineage: Eukaryota; Viridiplantae; Streptophyta; Magnoliopsida; Solanales; Solanaceae. The record is from RefSeq and is a predicted model, not a curated record.
AUGGAUAAUCCUCUAAGUUUUAGUUUAGGAAUUACUCAGUUAGAUGCAACUAUACAAGAUAUUCCACUUGGAUUUGUUCCUGCUACAUUUGAUGAACAGGAUCCUGAUUGGGCAGAGAAUCGAUCAAAGCACAGAAACGACCCCGUUAAAAUGAAGAAAUUGACGGAUAAGGCUGCUUCUAAAUCGAAGAAGUCUACUUUAAAAGCAAGUAAAAAGAAAUUUGAUGAUCCGGCCGACCACGGCAUGAAAUACCGAAUUGAUAAAGUCCCACCACACCCAUUGCAUAUGGGGAGCUUAUGUAACUGUGCUUUCGGGAAAGAGAUAAAGGAAUAUUUUGGAGAGAAUGAUAACAAAAACGAGCUUCAUGUUUGGGUACAAGAGGAAAUCCUCAAAUUCACAAUGCUUAAUUUCGCCAUAAUAAGCGAUUUGAAGUGUACCGGUAAUAUUGAUGAUUAUAUGUAUACUUCAUCAUCUAAAUCAGCGUUGAUGUCGAGGUAUUUUCCUGACAAUAAAGGAGCAAUAACUCAUUCAAAACUGAUAACACGGGUGCAGAAUGGAAACUUUGAUAACGCUGAAGAUGCUCUGAACCUGGCGAUAUUGUUCUUUGUUCAUACAUUCAUAUUUUCUCAGCAUAAGAAAGCACCAAUCAGUGUUGUGCACUUUCAAAUUGUUGAGGACGAAUCAAAAACUGUUGUCCGUCAGAGAAAGGUUGUUCCCAGAAUACUAAACUGGUCGGUGCAGUGUAUAAGGCCUACGCAUGAAUCUUUUAUGUCUGGCAUGUUCACUAAGCAUUCUUACAAGAAUAUACAACCUACAACCGAUGAAGUUAGGAGAUUGGAUUUGUCCUUUUCAAAAGAUUUUGAGAUAUGUGAUCCAACAACUUAUGCUUCGACAUCUGAUUCUGGAAAGUUGAAAAGGACAACAGUUGAAAUUCAACAGCGUGUUGGUACCAUUGCUGAAGAAUUUGGUGAUUUCAGCACUAUACCGCAGCGGGAAAUCCUCAUAAAGGCUGGUUUUGAAUUACCUGUAUCGCCUGACCAACCUUUGAAGAAAAGAAAGACUGUCGUGUUUGAGCAAGAAAAGCAAGUGGUGGUGGAUGAUGAUACAUCUGGAUCUAUUCAUGCAAUACAUCAUGGAUCUGAUUUGUAUCGUGAAAUGCAUAAGGAUACAACAGACAAGGGAGAAAAUGGUGUGUCUGAAAUUCAACAUCAUCAUCAUGUAGAAAAUGGUGUUUCUCCGCAGAGUCACCAGUACAAGUUUGUUCCUUCAUUAUCCACACAGCCUGAAGGGACUUCUAAAUCAAGUUUAGAUGGAGAUGAAAUAAAGAAUUACAUCAACAAAUGUUUGGCUGAAACAAUGGCCGAACUGAUUACACUAAUAUCAAAAAUACCUGCUGAGAUUUUUGUUGUUAUACAGGAGGACAAAAUUGAUGAACAACAACAAAGUCAAGAAGACGGAUCCAACAAACAGGAGCGACAACAUAAAUCUGAUAUGCAGCAUGAAGAUUAUGAUAAAGGAUCACUAAACGAUAUGGAAGUGUCUCGUGAUGAAGAAUCUAAUAAGCAGAACCUUCUUGAAGAGCAACAAUUGCUGGAUGUGAAUGCGGCCGAUAAAGAUGCAGGUCGUGAGGAUAAUUUUAAAAAUGAGCACUGUUCUGAUUUGCAAGUUUUGGAGGAUGAUAUUAUGGCAUAUGAAGAAGAAUGUAGCGAUGAAGAGUUGGGAAAAAAGAACAUUCCAGAUGUAGAAGAUUUGCCGGAUGUGAAUCUAACCGCUAAAGAAGAUGUUACUGAAGUGAAUUUGAAAAAUCAGAAAUCUACUGAUGUGACAGAUGUCCAGGAUGAAGUUGGUGGGACAGUAACUGAUUCAAUACAAUCAGUUGUAGAUACAAUUUUAUUUGGUCUGUCAACACCUUCGACUACAAAGUCAUUGGAUGUUGGUUCGGGAGCUUCAAGCGUCAAAAUAAAAAGCACCUUCCAAACGAGAAAGAAGUCCAGGAUUUUAAGGUCACCAUACAUUUCAAACUAUGGUUCUGGCUCUAAGGAUACGGUUGAUAACGAUAAAGAGGAGAAGUUGAAGUAUGCUUUUGAUGGGUACAACAUCAACCAAGAUUUUCCUAACGAAUUGAUGAUUGAUUACUCCCAGUGGAUUGUCGUACGAUUGCUGAAAACUCAUUCUGCCAAGAAAGAGACGGACAACCACUAUCGAGUAAAUGCUUCUGGGUUAGGUUUUAGACAAUUGAACUUUGUCGUUGCAUAUCCAUAG